AUGAAAAAACAAACAUCAACAAUUAAUAUUGUUGUAUUUGGGUCUGGUGGUGUUGGAAAAACUGCACUAAUUCAUCGGUAUAUUAAUUCUACUUUUAUAACUCAAUACGAACCAUCAACGGAUAGCUUAGAGCAUUGUAGCAAAAUUAUUAAUGACGUUAUUUGUACUAUAAAUAUCCAAGAUACUAGUGGAAGUGACCUCUUCGAAACAUUAAGAGAGUUGUAUGUGAGAAGUAGUGAUGGGGCUUUGUUAGUUUGUAGUGGCAUUAGUCCUUCUACUCUAAAUGAACUUCCAGAAUUUUAUAAUGUAAUAAGACGUUUUAAAUCUGAAGAGGACUGCAUUGUUGUAGUAGUUAUAAACAAAACUGAUUUAGAUUUAAUAAUUGACAUUAAAGAAGCAAAAAGAUUUGCUGAAUCAAUCAAUGCUCCUUGGAUUAAAACAUCAGCAAAAACAAAUAAUAAUGUUGUUGAAGCAUUUUCUAUAUUAGUUCAAAGAAUAUUAGAAAAAAAUCCUCCUAAAACUCCAAGAAAAUGUUUAAUAUUAUAA
Molecule: messenger RNA, 546 nt
Organism: Entamoeba dispar SAW760
Lineage: Eukaryota; Evosea; Mastigamoebida; Endamoebidae
Exons: 1
Coding region: 1-546 (181 amino acids)
Biological process (GO): signal transduction
Cellular component (GO): plasma membrane
Molecular function (GO): GTPase activity; GTP binding; GDP binding
Source: RefSeq, a predicted model, not a curated record